Molecule: messenger RNA, 1200 nt
Organism: Trypanosoma rangeli
Lineage: Eukaryota; Euglenozoa; Kinetoplastea; Trypanosomatida; Trypanosomatidae
Product: putative transporter
Exons: 1
Coding region: 1-1200 (399 amino acids)
Biological process (GO): endoplasmic reticulum to cytosol auxin transport
Cellular component (GO): membrane
Source: RefSeq, a predicted model, not a curated record
AUGGACCGCCUUAUAUCUUCCGCAGUCACUGUUGGAAAGGUGAUCUUUGUCGAGUUGGUGGGCAUGUGGGCCUCGCGGCACUUCACCGCCAAGGAAGAAUCGCUCAAGACGCUCAGUCAUAUUUGUGUUAAAAUAUUUCUGCCGUGUCUUCUUUUUUCACAACUGGCAAUGGAUCUCUCGUGGGAGAUGAUUUAUAAGUAUUACUGGGCAGGCAUAUUGCCGCUUAUCCCAAUGACACUUGGUUUUUUUUCGGCUUUUGCCUUCCGCUCGUUUAUUCCUGCAGAGUUUUAUGGCAUGCUUCAGCUGGCGUGCACGUUUCAAAGCAUUGUAUCUUACGGUUUGGGGAUUACGCUCAAUCUCAAAAUCUCGUGGUGGACUAGGGAGAAUAAAAGUAAGGCUGAGUCAUAUGUGUUUCUUUUCAACGUGCUGCACUCCAUAUUUCUCUGGUCGGUUGGCACAAUGAUUGUUGAGAAGUGCGCCAAGGCCUUGGAGGAGGAGAACGCCGUCACCGCUGCUGCUGCUGCUGCGUCAAUAUCUGAGAGGAAUGACGCUGCGAAAGAAGCGGAAGGAGCUUUGGAAGAGUGCUGGGGUUAUGAAGACUACCAGCCUACCUCGCACCCAGACUCCGCACCAGUAUCACUGUGGCCGAAAACAAUGUCGACGACGGAUUUAACGUGGAUGAAGUACAUACGCGUGCAGCUCCCGUACCUGCUCACAGAGCAACUGGUUGCCAGUUUUUUGGGAUUGCUGAUUGCUCUUGUUCCGCCUUUUUAUCUGCUGCUAAAGAACCCUGUGGGGGAAAUGAUAAUGGGUGGAAUUGCUCUGCUGGCUCCCGGCGCUGUGCCGCUGCAACUUUUGUUACUCGGCGUCAAUGUCACUGCAGAGGAUGAUGGUUCGACAAAACUUCCCGUACGCUUUAUGGUGGGAGUUAUUGCUCUUCGUCUUUUUUUUAUUCCCUUUAUUUGCUUUGGCAUCAUUCACCUUCUCUUGGUAUGUGGUCUGAUGCCAUAUGACAAACCGUUUGUGUUGGUGAUGCUAAUACUAACUUCUGCCCCAACGGCAGUAAACACGUCUAGCAUAUGCUCCAUGUAUUCAUACAAAGUGAAGGAGUUUACGAAACUACUUCUUUUCAUGUAUACCUCCUGUAUCUUUACAACAACUGUUUGGCUGACAGUAUAUGUUUGGUAUUUGGAGUCCUAG